CGAAAAUAUUUCCAAAUAAGAAAUACAUAAAACCAGGUUUUCACAGCCAAGAAAUGUGGCAAUCUCAGAAUUCAAAAUCACAAGUUUACAACUAUAACACCGAUCCAAAUCAACAGCAACCUUUUUACCCACAAGCUCAACAGCAAUCAUAUAAUUCACCCCAAAACUAUGCACAGCAACAGUAUAACUCUCCAUCAAAUAAUCAAGUUCCUCAUUAUUCCCCUCAGGGACAAGCAAUACAUAUGAACCAGACUGGAUGGACUGACCCAGAAGAUCCCGAGGCAAAGGGAAUCGAAUUUAACGAUGAGUUGAUAAGGAAAGCUUUUAUUAGAAAGGUUUUUGCCAUUCUAUCAGUUCAAUUAAGCUUAACUUUAGGAGUAAUAGCGCUUUUCAUAUUUGUUCCUGCAGUUUCUCAUUUUGCAUUAAACAAUUUCUGGCUUUUCAUUGUUGCAAUCGUUCUUCUUUUCAUCCUCUUAAUACUACUUGCUUGUUGUGAGAACUUACGUCGAAGCAGUCCUACUAACUAUAUCAUGCUGUUUCUUCUCACCGCAUGCAUGUCUUUUAUGCUUGGAGUGACCUCAGCUACUUAUUCAAGAAAUGAAGUUUUGAUUGCUGUUGGAAUUACAGUUGUUGUAACUGUUGGACUUACUAUAUUUGCUCUUCAGACCAAAUGGGAUUUCACUACAAUGGGAGGUGUUCUUUUUGUAUCUGUCAUAAUUUUGGUUAUUUUUGGCAUUUUUGCUUCAAUAUACCGAAACAAUACGUUAACAUUGGUCUACGCAUCGAUUGGAGCUCUUCUAUUCUGUAUUUAUUUGGUCUAUGAUAUUCAACUCAUGAUGGGCGGAAAGCAUAAAUAUUCUAUUAGUCCUGAGGAAUAUAUAUUUGCAGCAUUGAAUUUAUACAUUGAUAUUGUCAAUAUAUUCAUGUAUAUAUUAAUGAUAAUAGGAGCAUCAAAAAAUUAGUAUAUUACUGCAUAAAGGAAAAUUAAGAGAAUUAACUGAUUUUGAAACUUAACCUCUUGUUCCGUUAUAGGCCUCUGCGCGUUACUAAGUCUCUACCAGUUAUUUAUCAAAUAAUCAAGGCUCCCGCAUAUUAUAAUCUUUUAAAAUUGAAGAUUAUAAUUUUUAGAUAAUCUGCAGGAACCUGGUUAAUAAGGUUGUAAAACAACUUUUAUAUGUGUAAAAGGGAUAGAUUACAUAAAAAUUGAAUGUUACAAAAAGAUUUGCGUUAU
Molecule: messenger RNA, 1231 nt
Organism: Chironomus riparius
Lineage: Eukaryota; Metazoa; Arthropoda; Insecta; Diptera; Chironomidae
Source: the annotation of a GenBank genome assembly